UUUCAAAAUCAUUAGGGUGGACACUGAACCUGAGAUGACAAUGAGUGUCUAAUCUCAGCUCUCAAACGAUUUAGAUCUCUACCUAGUUUCAUAGAGCCCCUGGCAUUGCUGGACAUGGAGACCUGGAGUCUAGACAGUUACACUUCUUAUAUCCUUCCUUUCCUCUCUCUCCUUCUGAUUGUGCUAUGGAUGGUAUAUAGAAAAGAGUCAAACACCUGGACUCUCCAGAAUUGCCCUGUAGAUUUAACUGGGAAGACUGCUGUGGUUACUGGAGCUAACUCAGGGAUAGGGAAGGCUGUGUGCUAUGAGCUUGCCCGACGUGGGGCUCAUGUGGUCCUUGGCUGCCGGAACCUGACUCAGGGGAGAAAGGCACUUGAGGACAUCCAGAAAGCCACUGGGAACAAGAAUCUGCUCCUUCGAGAGUUGGACCUCAGCUCUGUGGCCUCCAUCAGGAGAUUUUCUCAGAAACUUCUUGUAGAAGAACCCCACAUCCAUCUUCUGGUCAACAAUGCUGGAAUCUGUGGGCUACCCUACAAGACUAUUACCUCAGAUGGCCUGGAAUUGACUUUCAUGACCAACUACCUUGGACACUUUCUGCUCACAAACCUGUUACUGGAGGGCCUGCUCUCUGCAGACUCGGCCCGAGUGGUGAAUGUGACCUCUUUCCGACACAAGUAUGGGAUUGUGGAUGAACAACACCUAGUAGGAGCUGGAUCCCCCCUUCUUCCACAACAGUGUUAUGACUCUACUAAGCUGCUGUUGGUCCUUUUCACUAAAGAGCUUGCCCAGAGACUUCAAGGCACAGGUGUGACAGUGAAUUCAGUGGAACCAGGGAUUGUAAAAACGGGAAUUAUGAAGAAUUAUACUUGGCUGUAUCGCAGUAUCUUCUGCAUCUUGAGCGUCUUCUUAAAGGUAUCCCUGGAUCCCUUGAGCUGGUUAUUACUUUCACUUCUGACUCUUCUCCCUUUGCUGUCACCCAAGACCGCUGCACAGGGUGCCAUUCCAGUCUUGUACCUGAGCUUAGCAGAAGAACUACAUGGCAUUUCAGGAAAAUAUUUUAACUCCAAAUGUAACUUGAGCUUGCCUGUUGAGUCUGCCCGGGACCCUGGAGUAGCCCACAGCCUCUGGAACACUUCAGCCAGACUGAUCAACCUAGAGAAAAUGAUCAAGAAAAAAUGACUAGUCAAAACCCAGUGAUCCCUGCCUCGCAUUAUUCCACUACUUACUGUAAUGACCUGGAUUGACUUGGGGCUUACUACUGAACUAAUCAGAACACUUUCAAAGUUAUUUUUCUAUGUAAUGUGAUUGUUAUACACAUUGUUCUCCUGGUUCGUCUCACCUUACUCUGCAUCUAAAUAAAUAGAUAUUGUCUUUCCA
Sarcophilus harrisii (Tasmanian devil) is the source of this 1377-nucleotide messenger RNA. Its product is annotated as retinol dehydrogenase 12-like. The coding region runs from base 115 to 1179 and encodes 354 amino acids. The transcript is spliced from 6 exons. Lineage: Eukaryota; Metazoa; Chordata; Mammalia; Dasyuromorphia; Dasyuridae. The record is from RefSeq and is a predicted model, not a curated record.